Alternaria rosae is the source of this 537-nucleotide messenger RNA. Its product is annotated as mitochondrial ribosomal protein-like protein of the large subunit. The record is from RefSeq and is a predicted model, not a curated record. Gene Ontology annotation, biological process: translation. Bases 1 to 537 code for a protein of 178 amino acids. NCBI's taxonomy places the organism in Eukaryota, Fungi, Ascomycota, Dothideomycetes, Pleosporales, Pleosporaceae. Gene Ontology annotation, cellular component: mitochondrial large ribosomal subunit. Gene Ontology annotation, molecular function: structural constituent of ribosome. The transcript is spliced from 2 exons.
AUGGCACUCACCCGCCCGCUUCCUCCGCUGUGGCAGACGCUGCUGCCGGGCCUCAAUGGCCCAAUGCGGCCCAUCCUGAACACACCAUUCCUGCAACGCCUUUCACAACCCUUCGGCGCAAUCAACACACCAUUCGGCGCGCUCGCGAUACCGUCACUAUCACUCCCCUCAAUACCGUCGCUAUCCGACAUCUGGGAUGGCAUACUCAAUGCAGUACCCAAGAAGAAGACGUCAUACCGCAAGAAGCGCCAACGGUUCAUGGCGGGCAAGGGACUGAAGGAUAUCACAUCGCUCAACACAUGUUCUGGGUGCGGAAGAGUCAAGCGCCUGCACAUCCUAUGUCCAUACUGUGUGGAUGCCAUCAAGACCAACAUCUUCGGCCAGCUCAACUGGGCCAUCCGCCGACCCACCGAUAAGCAAGUGAAGCAGAUGGCCAAGGAGAAGCGCGGCGACGUGCAGCGAUCGCGAACCAUACUACCCGAUCCAAGGAAGGCAAAGGAGGAGCAAAUAUUGAAGCAUACAGGUUGGAAGAGAUGA